AUGUCACCAUCACACUACACUCAAAUUGUACUUGCUUCGAGGCCUGCUGAUUCCGCCUUCAUCGAGGCGGACAACUUUCGUAAAGAAGUUGUGCCUUUCGAUCUCAAACCUCAAAAGGGCCAGGUGCUGAUCCGGGUGCAAUACCUCUCUAUUGAUCCUGCUACGCGCUUGUGGCUCAGCGAGACGAAAACCUUCUUGGCGCCGAUUCCAAUCGGGAGCGUCAUGCAAACCAUUGGGAUCGGAGCUGUGAUUGCGUCCGGAGAGGAUACCUCUCUUGUUCCUGGCGAUUUGGUGAGCGGGGACUUGGACAUGGCGGAAUAUACAAUCAGGGAUGCGACUGCUGUCCAGAAGCUCGAACUCCCUCUAAACACGCAGGCCCUUGAUUACAUUGGACCUCUGGGACAUAUUGGUCUCACGGCUUACUUUGGUCUCAUUGAUAUUGCCCAGAUUAAGGCCGGGGAGACCCUGGUUGUAUCCGGCGCCGCAGGUGCUAUUGGCUCCAUCGUGAUUGGCAUAUCCGGGUCCACGAAGAAGUGUGAAUGGCUCGAGCAAGAGCUGGGCAUUGACAAGGCGCUCAAUUACAAGAGUCCCACGUUCAAGGAUGACUUCUCUAAGGCGGUAGGGACGCUAGACGUAUUCUAUGACAACGUAGGCGGCGAAGCUCUUGACCUGGCGUUGGCGAGCAUGAACUUGCAUGCCCGCAUCAUUAUUUGCGGUACGAUACUCGACAUAAAUACGGCAGAGCAGUAUCCCCUGCGGAACUAUUCACAAUUACUAAGCAAACGCGCUACGAUGCGGGGAUUCAGCUUAUAUGACUAUACUGCUCGCCUUGAGGAAGGCCGCAAGUACCUCACUGAGCUCGUUACGAAGGGAGCUAUCAAACAGCGAUACCACGUGCUUAACGGCUUGGAUACCGCACCUGGAUCACUUGGAAUACUCUUCCGCGGAGAGAACGAGGGUAAAUUGAUUUUCACGUUAGCGACCGACGUGCAAUUGCAUGGGUCGUCAGAUUUCCCUAGUGCGAAUCUCAACCACUACCACCAUGGUCGCUAUAUCGAGGUCCUCGAUGCGCGCACCAUGAGCAACAUCAAUCACGUUGCCACCAGACUAGGAAAGCUCCUGCAUCUUGCCCAUCAGGUCCCAUGUGCACCAAAACGUGCUCGAGGACGAUAG
Messenger RNA from Postia placenta MAD-698-R-SB12, 1173 nucleotides. RefSeq lists its product as hypothetical. The transcript is spliced from 10 exons. The coding region runs from base 1 to 1173 and encodes 390 amino acids. Lineage: Eukaryota; Fungi; Basidiomycota; Agaricomycetes; Polyporales; Adustoporiaceae. The record is from RefSeq and is a predicted model, not a curated record. Gene Ontology annotation, molecular function: oxidoreductase activity, acting on the CH-CH group of donors, NAD or NADP as acceptor.